AUGGAAAAUUAAGGAAAACUAAAGCAAAUUCAAGUUGCAUUCACAGCCAAGGAGCAGCCUGAAGGGGACGGAGCUAGAGUAAGGCGAUUCAUAGGUGUAAAGCAAGUGCCCACGCUAGACCCAUUCUUAAUGUUAGAUUGGUUCAAUGUUAAGCUGCCUGCAGGCUUCCCAGAUCACCCCCAUAGAGGUUUUGAGACUGUGACUUAUCUGAUGCAAGGAGAGUUCUUCCAUGAGGAUUUCAAGGGUCACAAGGGCAAGCUAGGACCAGGAGACAUUCAAUGGAUGACAGCUGGAAAAGGUAUAGUACACUCAGAGAUGCCAGCUAGUUUCACAGAAGCAGCAAUUGGAUUUUAGUUGUGGAUUAAUUUGGAUUCCAGCAAUAAGUUUUGCAAUCCACGUUAUUAGGAAUUCAAAGCAGAAUCGAUCCCAGUCUAUAAGGACACGUAAUUUUAAGCCAAAGUUAUUUCUGGUCAGGUCUUUGGAGUCAAGGGCCCCAUUGAGGCUAAGACUCCUACUUACUUCUUAGACUUCUUCAUGGACAAGGGCAAGAUUUACUCACAUGCUAUCCCAGCUGGCUGGAAUGCAAUGGUAAUUGUACAUAAUGGGUCUUUGAAAAUUUAAGACUCUCCCAACGUUUUAAGCAAAGGUGACUCUGCUUAAUUUGUAUUGAAUGAAAAUGAGGAGGAAUAUUUGAAGUUUGAGUCUAUGCAAGAUGGUACAGGAUUUGUGUUGCUUGCUGGCAAACCAAUUAAUGAACCAGUAGUCUGGCGCGGUCCAUUCGUACUCAACACUCAAGAAGAAUUGAAAAAGACAUUUAGUGAUUAUUCAAAUGGUAAAAAUGGGUUUGAGGGAUCGAAUACUUGGGAAUCAGGAAUUAAGGAUCUUAAGUUUUAACAGUGA
Molecule: messenger RNA, 900 nt
Organism: Stylonychia lemnae
Lineage: Eukaryota; Ciliophora; Spirotrichea; Sporadotrichida; Oxytrichidae
Source: the annotation of a GenBank genome assembly